AUGCAUAUACUCAAAGAAGACCUCGGAAUAUCAGCUAAACCACUCAAGGUGCAGUUUGACAAGUUAGUUCUCCAGCCGCUGCUAGGCUUGGAGGAAUCGAAUUUUCCCAUCCAAACCUUGGUGGUUGCGGUUGAUGCACUAGAUAAAUGCGAAAGCGACGACGAUAUACGCGUUAUUCUACAUUUAAUACCACAACUAAAGCAAAUACGCCCGGUUCACCUGCGCAUCUUCGUUACCAGUCGACCUGAGCUAGCUAUACGGCUAGGCUUCCAAGAGGAAGUCGAAGAUGACCACCAAGACUUCAUUCUUCACCAGGUCCCCAGCCAUAUCAUCAAGGAAGAUAUUUCUUUGUUCCUGGAGCACAGGCUUGGUAGGAUUCGGAAGAAGCGGUAUCUCCCACCAGGCUGGCCAGGAGGCACCAACACCCAGAUGCUUAUCACAAUGUCAGUGCCUUUAUUCAUUUUUGCCGUCACAAUCUGUCGUAUUCUUCUAGAUUACCAAUGGGACCCAGAUGAUAGUCUCGCAGAAAUCCUCAUUCAUCACACUGACAUCUCACAAUUGAAUGGAACAUACCUUCCGGUACUGGAUCGCCUCCUGGUCGCACGCGAUGGGUCAAAGAAGGUGCAAUUAAUUGAGGAAUAUCGGACAGUCCUUGGGACAAUAAUCCUUCUUGAAAGUCCACUCUCACUCAAUGCCCUUGCAACUCUCCUUGGGGUCCAAAAGCAUUUUCUUCAUAUCAGGCUGAAUUCCCUUCACUCAAUUCUCGACGUACCACAUAAUGAGACGACACCAAUAAGGCUUUUUCAUAUAUCAUUACGUGACUGCCUUCUUAACGCCGACACACGUGAGCGCACGCCAUUAUGGAUUGAUCAGAAGGAAAUAAACCAGAAACUGACAUCCCGUUGCCUUCAUAUCAUGCAACAGAAACUGAAGAAGAACAUGUGCAAUCUUCAAAGCUAUGGCGUAGAACGCACGACUAUCAACAGCCAGUGUAUGAGUGACCAUUUGCCACCGGAGCUGCAGUACUCGUGUCGCUAUUGGAUCCACCACCUAGCGGGAAGCAGAUAUCCUAGGAGCCAGAUUGAUGUUAUUGCUGCAUUUCUCGAUGCUCAUCUUCUUCAUUGGGUGGAAGUGAUGAGCAUAUUGGGAAUUGUCUCGGAAGUUCUGGGGAACAUCCGUACAUUACAAUCAGUAACUCAAAACUCCGAGAUAUCUAAAUUUCUACAUGAUGCGGAGCGGUUUGUUUUGAAGAACAGCCAGAUAGCCGAUAUUACUCCUCUUCAGAUCUACGCUUCCGGCCUACUGUUUGCACCAGCGAGGUCAAUAGUUAGGCGAAAAUUCGGAAAGGACUCUCCUGGUUGGGCGGAUGGAUACCCAAGGGUCGAGGAGACUUGGAGCCCGGAACUACAGACUCUGGAAGGUCAUUCUAAAUCGGUUCUGUCUAUUGCCUUCUCACCCGACGGCCAGGACCUGGCGUCUGCUUCUAAUGACACCACCAUCAAGGUCUGGGACUCUGCCACUGGCCAUUUAAAGCAGACUCUUAAUAGCCACUCUGUUUCCGUUCUAUCAGUUGCCUUCUCACCCGACGGCAAGCGCUUGGUAUCUACUAGUGAUGGGACUAUUAAGAUUUGGGAUUCUGCUACUGGAUAUCUAAAACAGUCUUUUAAAUGCUAUCCUGGUCCGGUUCAGUCAGCCGCCUUCUCACCUGAUGGCCACCGGCUGGCGUCCACUUCCUAUGACAGAACUAUCAAAAUCUGGGAUUCUAUUACUGGAAAUUUACAGCAGACUAUUAGUGCCCAUUAUGGUCUGGUUGAGUCAGUUGUCUUCUCGCCUAACGGCCAACAGCUGGCCUCCGCUUCCGAUGAUAGAACUAUCAAGAUCUGGGAUUCUGCUACUGGAACUCUGCAGCAGACUCUCAAUGGCCACCUUAAUUGGGUUUGGUCAGCGACGUUCUCCCUUGACGGCCAACGGCUGGCGUCCGCCUCCAGUGACAGAACUAUUAAAAUCUGGGAUCCUGUAACUGGGAAUUUAGAACAGACCCUCGGGGGCCACUCUGGUCCAGUUUGGUCAGUUGCCUUCUCACCUGAUGGCCAACUGCUAGCGUCCACUUCCUAUGACGGAACCAUCAAGAUCUGGUAUCCUAAUACUGGAGUACUGAAGCAGACUCUUAAAGGCCACUCUAAUUCAGUUGUAUCAAUAACCUUCCGACCUGACGGCCAACAGCUGGCAUCCGCUUCCCAUGAUCGAACCAUUAAAAUCUGGGAUCCUGAUACUGACGAUAUGAAGUAUACCCAUGAAGGCCAUUCCGGCCCGGUUCGAUUAUUCGCGUUUUCACCUGACGGUCAACGGCUGGCGUCUGUUUCUUCCAAUGACCCAACCAUCAAAAUAUGGGAUUCCGACACUGGAGGUCUGAUGUAUACAAUACAUACUGAGCGUGUUGCAACCAGCGUUAGAUUCUCUAUUAACAGUCCGCACCUCAUAACUAAUGUGGGAAAUUUCAAUAUUGCCCAGUUCUAUGAGAUCAGCUUUCUAAGUUCCCAAGAAACCUCCCCUGAGAUUUCUAUCAUACAAGCAGGCCAGUGGGUGACCAUACGGGGUAUGAAAGAGCUAUGGCUUCCCCAAGAAUAUCGCCGGCGUUCGGCAAUUAAGAACGGUGCUGUGGCACUGGGACUCAGGAGUGGAAGGGUAUCCGUGAUCAAAUUCCGCGAUUGA
Aspergillus puulaauensis is the source of this 2712-nucleotide messenger RNA. Its product is annotated as WD40 repeat domain-containing protein. NCBI's taxonomy places the organism in Eukaryota, Fungi, Ascomycota, Eurotiomycetes, Eurotiales, Aspergillaceae. Gene Ontology annotation, molecular function: protein binding. The coding region runs from base 1 to 2712 and encodes 903 amino acids. The transcript is spliced from 2 exons. The record is from RefSeq and is a predicted model, not a curated record.